AUGGUUCUCUCACUCAGUUACCGCCGUCCCGUCUAUGUUUCACCAUCGCGCCAAUCUCUCGACUCCGAGAAGGGUGGCCAGGCUGAGUCUGUCACCUCCAGCACCAGCUCACCUUACGGUAUCCCCGAUGCUCUUUCCUUUGACAGAAUCAUCAGUAAUGGCACCUGCCCACCUGUGACCAUUCGCGAGUUCAUGGAUUUCCUUCGCUACAUUGAAUACGAUGCCGAGAAUCUCCAGUUCUAUCUCUGGUACCGUGGUUACUGCGAGCGAUUCGCUCAACUCCCGGAGAGUGAACAGCAGCUGGCCAAAGAAUGGACUCCCGAGCAAGCUCUGGCAGAGAAGACCAGCGCUGAGAAGGAGAAACUUCCCAAGAAGAUUGCUCCCGAGGCUGCUGCAGCUCUCAAAGGAACCGAUUUUGACCCUCAGGCCAGAGUCGUCAUUCCAGAAGCUGUGCACAAUCCUUUCAACACACCACCACGAACACCGUCUGCCACUGAUCGUGACAGUGUCGCUCCUUCCACCGUUGGCUGGAGUGAGGACGGUUCCACCUUGCCAGCUGGUUCUUUGAACCACGGACAGAAGACUCAGACCGCUUUCAACGAAGCAGGUACUCUUCAACCAUUCACCAUUCAGCCAUUCCGUGAGGAGAUCUCUCGCAUAAUUGCGAUCUAUAUUGCUGAUGGCGGAGCGCGUCUGCUUAACCUUUCGGCCAAAGAGAAAUCUGUGCUCCUCAAGGCACUGUCUGUCACCACUCACCCUUCCGCUUUCCGAGAUGUCGUUGCAACCGUUGAAUGGACCCUUCGUCAUCAAGCACACCCCAACUUCAUUCGUUGGACAAUUUGCAAUGGCAAUCCACCAAGACAAGCAUUUGCCCGUGGUCUUGGAGUUGGUGGCAUAGUGGCCGGCAUCGUUUAUGCCAUCGUCAUAACCUUGAGCUCCGCAAACCGUGGCUGGAGGGCCCUUGCUUUCCUCGGCUUCUUCAUUGGUAUAUCCACACUGUUUGCGGCUUGGAAGGGCAUGUGUGUUGUUUUGCACGGCAUGCACCAUCGUCAUCUGCGGCCUUGGGAACUUUUCCAGGAUUCCGAGACAGCGUCUGCCGAAUAUGCUUCAGGAAAAGGAUCAUUCGAUAGCGUGGGAUCGGGCAACAGUUAUGAAGAUGAACCUUGGGUCGCACAAUACGAAAAACGCAAUGUCAUUCGCAAGAUCUUCGAUCGUGAAGUCUGGAUCAAGGAGCCCGCUCUUCGCCAAAUCCAGGACACCAUUUUCGUACAAGCUCUUAUCACCGCCUUCGUCAUCGGAGCCAUUAUAACUGCGGUCUUCUUAGCUGUCCCUCGCGGUAACUACUUCUGA
Exophiala bonariae is the source of this 1350-nucleotide messenger RNA. RefSeq lists its product as uncharacterized. The coding region runs from base 1 to 1350 and encodes 449 amino acids. The record is from RefSeq and is a predicted model, not a curated record. Lineage: Eukaryota; Fungi; Ascomycota; Eurotiomycetes; Chaetothyriales; Herpotrichiellaceae. The transcript is spliced from 5 exons.